This is a messenger RNA of Sinocyclocheilus grahami, 631 nucleotides long. Its product is annotated as protein FAM81B-like. The record is from RefSeq and is a predicted model, not a curated record. The transcript is spliced from 4 exons. Bases 109 to 603 code for a protein of 164 amino acids. NCBI's taxonomy places the organism in Eukaryota, Metazoa, Chordata, Actinopteri, Cypriniformes, Cyprinidae.
CCAUCACCUCACUUCGAGUUCAUACUACACUUAUGGGGGGCUGGGGGGGUACUCUAGGUUUGGGCCCUUCCUCGAGCUCGGAGCCCUUCCCCGGACAGCACAUCAAAUAUGCAUUACCAUACUUCAGCUAAUUAUAUGAUCUCUAGUAGUCUGAGGGAGGUGGAGGAACAGACAGUGAGACUGAGGAAGUGGGCAGAGGAGCAGAUGAAAACCACAGUCCAAUCACACACAGAGAGCAGCCAGCAGCUGCACACACUGCUGCAGGACAGAGUGGUUGAAGUGGAAAGCGAGCUAAAGGAGAACAUCGCUGUUCUCUUUAGUCAUCUGGAAAGGUUGGAGGCACAGUUGGAGAAGGUGCGAUCUUCUGACAGGACCAAGCGCUCAGAGAGCAAACUCAGCAGCAAGAUCAACACUUUGGAGCAGUGCUUCAAAGAAGAACUAGAGCAGAUGAGGAGGGAGUACCAGUCAGGGUUCCAUGCGGUUCAUGAUGCCAUUGCGUCUCUGAGACACAUUGGCAACACCAAAGCCAAGCUGGACAAAGGAGAGCUCCAACGAGACAUCAGACAGAUCCAGAGAAACAUGGAUGGACUGAAGGAGCCCUGACUGGAUCAUUCUUUUAGAAGACAAAUAU